This is a messenger RNA of Fonsecaea erecta, 771 nucleotides long. RefSeq lists its product as hypothetical. NCBI's taxonomy places the organism in Eukaryota, Fungi, Ascomycota, Eurotiomycetes, Chaetothyriales, Herpotrichiellaceae. The coding region runs from base 1 to 771 and encodes 256 amino acids. The transcript has a single exon. The record is from RefSeq and is a predicted model, not a curated record.
AUGGCUUUCGGCGGUGCCGUCCUUCGCUUCGGCCAAACGGGCCUGCGACUUCUGGAGUUUGCGUCUUCGGCCAUUAUUCUCGGUAUCUACAGCUACUUCCUAGCGGUCCUGGCCGACAAGAACAUUCAUAUACCCAGAUGGGAGAAGGCCGUUGAAGGCAUGGCUGGAGCGGCCGUCCUGUACACUAUCUUCGGCGUCCUCUUUACCUUGUGCCUGGGAGGCAUCUCUUUCUUCGCCCUGCUUGCCGUCAUCCUCGAUAUCUGCUUUGUUGGUUGCUUUGCCGCCAUCGCCUACUACACGCGUCACGGCGCCAACUCAUGCAAGGGCUUUGUCAACACGCCUUUGGGUGUCGGUCUCUCCAACCAAGCUGCUCCCGGUGCGGGUGAUUGGGGCUAUGUCUGCAGCCUGAACACUGCCUGCUUCGCCAUGGCCAUCUUGAACAUCUUCCUGUUCCUGAUCACCGCGGGCUUACAAGUGCUGCUGGCUCGUCACCACAAGAAGGAGAAGCGUUUCGGCCCUAGCCCUGCGAACAACUACACCAAGGGUUUCGGUCGUCGACCAUUCUGGAAGCGCAUUCGUGCGACUCGAACCACCCGCGACGCGGAGAUGGCGACAGGGACAACCACCGCAGGUACUUACCGCCCCAGCCACGAGACUGGUAUGACCGGAUCGACGAUGCACGGUGGUCAUGCGCCUGUUAGCUCAGAGCCGAAGUAUGGUCAGCCAGGAUACGGGAUGCAAGGCUACACGGCUCCCGCGACCAAUUAUUAG